Molecule: messenger RNA, 1086 nt
Organism: Kwoniella shivajii
Lineage: Eukaryota; Fungi; Basidiomycota; Tremellomycetes; Tremellales; Cryptococcaceae
Exons: 2
Coding region: 1-1086 (361 amino acids)
Source: RefSeq, a predicted model, not a curated record
AUGAGAAAUCCAAAUGCGUUCCCGCGAGAACAGCAGCCAUUCGAGGCCCUUCGCAUUCAUGAUAUCGUACGGUUGAUCAUUUCAUAUACUGAUACUCCAUCUCGUACUUCCUUGAUGAGAGUUUCGUCUUUGUUCAAUGAACUCGUUCCUCCGUUUUUAUAUGGAGAUCUGAUCCUCUCUAAAACCUCGUCAUCACAAUUUUUCCGGGGUAUGGAAGAUGAUCCUGAAGCAAUAUUUAGGAAAGCUCGAUAUUUAGAUCACGUUCAAUCAGUUACGUUCCUCGAUGUCCCUUCUUUCCAAUUUAUCAAAACUACUAAAAUGCUUAUGGAAAAUUACGAGGCAAUGGAUAUUGGACAUUCCAUCUUCCCUAACGUUAAGAGAUUGAUUUUCACUUCGAAUAGUAUCAUCCAAUUAACCACUUUCAGAGAAGAACAAGGUAUCCCUCAUCCAUUCAUUGAUAUACUGAAAAUAAUCUUUCGACCACAUCAAAUGUGCAUCACUGAUCCUGUACUUCGGGUGGGUGAUUACACUGAUUACAUCUCCAGCAAAGGCGAAAAUACCAAAUACUAUCAUGCGAAUGACGUAGACUCACUUGACAAAAUUGUUAAUCAAUAUAAAAAUUAUGAACGUCGCUUAUUAAGAGAAGAAUUCAAUAGCCUGAUUCUUCUCUUCUCCAAAACAUUAUAUAGCUUGACACUUCAUCAAGUAGGAACAUCAACACAAAUUCCAACUUGGACGCCUAUAACCAAUAUUUUCUUCAGAUCAUGCGAAUGUGAAGGUAACUCAAAGAAUCGACAACACUGUUAUUCUCACACUAAUUCGAGUAAUAGAAAAACUCAGUUAAAAGAUCUAGCAAGAAAUACGAACAUGCGAGAUGAUAAUAGCUGUGUGCGUGGUGUCAAAUCGGAGAAAAGAAAGUGGAAGCUGAUAAACCCAGUCGUAUGGGAGGAUAAUACAAAGAGCCGAGGCAGACUAAAUCGCCUUUUGACUGAUGAAGAGAGUGGUUGGAAAGAGGAAAACAUCGAACUAUUAGGCUGGGACGAAGCGGAAGCGUGCGGUUGCUGUGGAAGUAAAGAAGGUUAUUGA